ACAUAUUGUGAAACUUUGAGAUUUUAAUGUUCGUGUUCUUUAUCUUUUCUUUAUAAAACAACGACAUAUCUGUGAUGCAUAAUUGUUAAACAGCUAUAUAAUAAUGUAUUUAGACACGAAAUUGUUGAGAAAAAUGAAUUCUUCAUAAAUUAUCAUAAUUAUUAAGAGAAAAAAAAAUUAUUGCCUGUAAAAGUCGAUUUUAUUACACAAUAUAUUACAAAUAUUGUAUUUAAUAAUAUAAUUAUAAUAAUAAACACAUAUGCUGUGUAUUAAAAAAAUAAUUCUGUUCUAUUAAAAGAAAUAAAGAUUACUACGCGUGUUAGCUAUUGUUAUAAACAUCAGUUCAUAAACUAAAUAAGUGCUUUAACUUCAGCGAUUAAUUCGUUAUUGUUAAACUUUGUAAAACCAAAAAAACAAAAAACAUAAAAAAAAACCAAAAAAAAAAAAAUAUAUUUAAAAAUAUUGACCGACAUUACUGUACAUUAUUGUUGUGAUCGCAUUUGCAGCCAAGAGUAAUUCAAUUUAAAAAAAAAAUAUUUAUGCUGUAUCGAAAAAUAUGUCCUUUUACGAAAUGCUACGAGUUAUAUAUCUAAAAACAAAAAAAUAUUGUUGAAUGUGCGUUACGUUAUAAAAGGACAAUAAAAAAAAAAAAAAAAAAAACUGCUUGACAGAAUUAUUGGAAGUUUAUUAUUUUUUAGUUAGUAGAUCUUUUUUUUUUUUAAUACACUGAGAAAAAUUAUACUGAGGAGAAAGAUAAUUAAAUAUUAUAUGAAAUAAAAACGUGUCACCAAAGAAUUUAUUAAAAGUGGGCGUUGACUAUGGAUAAGAUUCUUCAGUUGUGAACAUGAAUCAUAUGAUUUAAGAAUUCUCAGUAAGUUUUUAACCGUCAAGUAUACUUCAGGGUAAAGUUAUCGAAAUUUUUCCUUUUGUUUUCUGUGAUAUAGAAAUUAUUUUGAUAAUGAAUACAACUAAUGAAAUGAAUGAAAAUCAAAGAAAUGAUAAUGGUUUAAUAAAACUACAAAAUCCUUAUGUGAAAAAUUUAAAGAAUGACGUUCUCUAUCAUCUUGGAUUUGACACAAGUGUACAUGAUUUGAAGAAAAUGUUUGGUGAUGUUAAAUUUAUUUGCACUGGUGGGACUGAGUGUAGAAUGAAAGAAUUUGCUUAUUAUGUCGAAAAAGAAAUGUCCGACAUGUUUGAAACUGAAACUAAAGUGAUUGAUUAUUCAAAACAUUCUCAUCGUUAUGCAAUUUAUAAAAUAGGUCCAGUUCUAUCAAUAAGUCAUGGAAUGGGAGUUCCUUCACUCAGUAUUUUGUUAAUAGAAAUUUUUAAAUUAUUACAUUAUGCCGAAGCAAGGGAUCCAAUAAUUUUUCGAAUUGGCAGUAGUGGAGGUAUUGGUGUAAAACCGGGAACUAUUGUCAUUACAAAUGGUGCAGUUGAUGAACUUUUGAGACCUGACUUCGAAACAGCAGUCGCUGGUAAAUUAGUCAAAAGACCUGCAAUAUUUGAUCAAAAUUUAGUAAAAGAAUUGGAGGAUCUCGCUCUUCCCAAUGAUGAUUAUGAAAUAAAAGUGGGAAAAACAAUGUGCGCCAAUGAUUUUUAUGAAGGACAGGGUCGUCUUGAUGGUGCUUUUUGUACAUUUACCGAAAAUGAUCGUAUGAAUUAUCUCAAAAAAUUGCAAAAUUGUGGAGUUUUAAAUAUUGAAAUGGAAUGUGUCUGCUUUGGGGCACUCACUCAUUUUGCUAAAAUUAAAUCAGCAAUUGUUUGUGUCACAUUUUUAAAUCGUCUUGAAGGCGAUCAGGUUCUCGAGCCAGUAGAAGUGCGACAAAAUUUUGAAAUGAGACCUCAAAUUUUAAUUGUUCGCUAUUUACGAAAAUGUCUUAAAAAAAACUUUUUCGUAAAAAAAUAAGAAUUUCGAAUUCCUAAAACAAUGUAAAAAAAAAAUUGUAUACUUGAAAAUAAAUAUAGAAAUAAAAUUGAAAUUUAAUUAA
This is a messenger RNA of Leptopilina boulardi, 1988 nucleotides long. Its product is annotated as uridine phosphorylase 1-like. Gene Ontology annotation, molecular function: uridine phosphorylase activity. Gene Ontology annotation, cellular component: cytoplasm; cytosol. Bases 959 to 1906 code for a protein of 315 amino acids. The transcript is spliced from 6 exons. The record is from RefSeq and is a predicted model, not a curated record. Lineage: Eukaryota; Metazoa; Arthropoda; Insecta; Hymenoptera; Figitidae. Gene Ontology annotation, biological process: nucleotide catabolic process; uridine catabolic process.